Cuscuta campestris is the source of this 2700-nucleotide messenger RNA. Lineage: Eukaryota; Viridiplantae; Streptophyta; Magnoliopsida; Solanales; Convolvulaceae. The record is from the annotation of a GenBank genome assembly.
CCAACUCAGUUUGCCUCCCGCGUCACACCAUCAUUGCUCUAAACACCAUAAACCCUAAUUACCCGACUCGUUUCUGCAAUUUUUGUUCGGACGAUUUGGAGAGAGCAGCCGAGAAUCCGAGCUGCGCAUAAGCAAAAUGUAUCUCCACUUUUACAUAAACGAAAAGGGAGACAAAGUUUACACCACCAAGAAAGAAUCACCCCUUGGGCUGGCCACACAAUCUGCUCACCCAGCUCGUUUUUCUCCCGAUGACAAAUACUCGAGACAGAGAGUGCUCCUAAAGAAGCGUUUCGAAGACAUUCGAAUUCCCCCAGGUUUCGCCUCCCUGACAUCUUUCUCACUUAAAAAGGUUAAAAAUGCGAAUGAUUCUCAGCUCCGCGGGGAAGAAGAAGAAGAAGAAGAAGCUGAGAAGACUUCAUCUCAGAUUGGUUCGGUUCGGAGCGUCUUUAAUGCGGACCUGUAUAAACGGUCUGCUACGAAGAAUAGAUCCUGGAUAGUCGAUGAUCGCGUUGGAGAAGAGCCCAAAUAUGAUUCCGAAAACGAUUUUGAGUGCUUGUAUUCGAGAGGCUAUCUUCCUGAUGGAGUGAUUCGGGGAUGCCCAAGUUGUGCCAAUUGCCUGAAGGUUGUUGCGAGGUGGCAGCCUGAAGAGUCAGGCGUGCCUUUUCUUGAAGAAGCUCCGGUGUUCUGUCCUACCGAAGAGGAGUUCAAGGAUACACUUAAUUAUGUUGAAAGCAUUCGUUCAGUUGUAGAGAACUAUGGAGUAUGCCGUAUUGUUCCUCCUAAAUCAUGGGAACCCCCAAAUUUAAUUGAAAAAAAGAAAACAUGGGACACUUCUAAGUUUUUCACUCAUAUCCAGCGUAUUGAUGAGCUUGGUGACAUGUUUUUAAAGAAAAGUCUUCAUAGAGCUCAUUUGAAGAUGAGGCAUAAAAGGAAACGAAGUUCUGUAAAAAAUUUGGUUUCGGGAUCAUGGAAAGGACACUAUGUAGUGGAUUGCCAAUCAGAAAUAUUUCAAUCUGAAUCUGGACCAGAGUUCACUCUCCAAGGCUUUAAGGAUUAUGCAGAUAACUUCAAAAAACAGUACUUCAGUGAAAGGAAUGUUGAUAUUGACCCAAAUGUUAGUUCACCUCCAUUAAACAAGACAUUCAGACCUUCUAUUCGAAACAUAGAAGUUGAAUAUUGGCGAAUAAUCGAGAAACCUAAUGAAAAAGUUGAGGUGCUCCAUGCAGCUAAUGUUGAUGCUGAAAUCUUUAGAAGUGGGUCUCCAGCUAAACACAAUGGACAGAAGAUGCCCAAGAAUCCUGUUGAUAUACAGUCAGGCUGGAAUUUGAAUAAUACAUCUAUGCUUCAAGGUUCUCUUCUUCGUUAUGAUGCCUGUGACACUUCUUCCAUGUUGCAUCCUCAGCUCAGUAUAGGAAUGUGCUUUUCAUCAACUUUCUGGAAAAUUGAAAAGCAUCAUUUAUACUCGUUAUGUUACAUGCAUUUGGGUGCUCCAAGAAUAUGGUAUGUCAUUCCUCAGCAGUAUUGCUUCAAGUUUGAAGAGAUUGUGAAGAAGCACAUUCCAGAAUCGUCAAAACAUCCUUGGUUGCUUCUAAAUAUUGCCACUCAAAUUUCCCUCUCAACUUUGAUAUCUGAAGCUGGAGAAGCAAUUAAAUCCUUGGCUAAACGUUUGUUUGUUAAAGAUUGUUCUGAUAAUUUGCAAUGGAGUAGUGUCUGUGGGAAGGAUGGAACUCUGACAAAAGCAAUCAAGGCCCGUGUUAAGAGUGAAGGAAUGAGACAAAAGUAUCUAUGCAUUACGCUUCAAACACAAGUAAUGGGGGAGGACUUUGACACUAGCACCAAAAGAGAAUGCGUAACAUGUUAUUAUGAUCUACAUCUUUCUGCGGUUGGAUGUUCAUGUUCACCUGAUAAAUACACUUGCCUUCGCCAUGUCAAGCUGCUCUGUUCUUGUGAAUGGAGUUCUAAGUGCUUUUUUUAUCGCUAUGACAUGAGUGAGCUGGAUAUCAUGGUUGAAGCUCUGGAAGGGAAAGAAAGUGCACUAAACAAAUGGGCAAAGGAAAAGCUCGGAUUAACUCUUCAUUCUUAUGUCUCUGAGAACUAGAGAAAUCCCGUUUCUACAGAUUAAAAAUUCAUGGAUUUCUUCACUCGGAGUUCAAUGUCCAGAGCUUUUGCAAAUCAAGGGGACUCAAAUCCAAAGUUGAUUACUUGAAUUUACACAAGAGCAGAAGAGAAACUUUAUGAAAGAAGCAUCAAUUUGCUAGUUUGAUCCAGCUACGAUGACGAUUAUUACUGCAAGAGUUUUGUGCAUCACUUUAUUUCAGAACACAGAGUGAAUUGCUUCUUGACAUUUUGGUUUGGUGAUGUAAGCAGAGACGUUAAUUGUCCCUCCCCUCGUGGACUGUUAUUCUUCUAAGAAGGCAUUGUGAACAAAUGUAAAUAGUCUCAAGGGGGUAAGACCCGAGUUCGAUUCCUUACAACAGCCUCUUCAAGUACCAUGUUGAUGGAUACAUUCUUUGCCACUGAUCUACGACCAAAGUCUAAUUUGUCUUCUCUAAGUGAUCGUUUCACUGGGUCUGAGCGAGCCUGGGGUUCAUCAUUUUUUUAAUACAAACAUUAAAAAGAAAAUACUCCCGAGUGUUUUUACUGCACUCAACUACUCAAAUGGGCUGUAUGGAAGUACUGCAAUCAAGUUCUUGGACUUUA